UUCCCGCUUAAAGCAGCGUGGCGAACUUCAUGAGCCUUGUUUACCGCCAUUAUAAAUUAGCGCUUUCUCUCUCAAAGACGCACAACAAAAACAGAUCGUUUCGGUUUCAGAGAUUUCUUCAACUGCUCUACGAAAAUGAUUUCUUCUCUCAAAUCCGAAGAACAGAGCCAGUUACAGCUCGUUGAACGAGAAGACAUUGAAGACGAAGAGGACCUCUUCGAAUCCAUCGACAAGUUAAUUUCUCAGGGAAUCAACGCCGGAGACGUGAAGAAGCUACAAGAUGCAGGAAUCUACACCUGCAAUGGCUUGAUGAUGCAUACGAAGAAGAACUUGACGGGGAUCAAAGGUUUAUCGGAGGCUAAAGUUGAUAAGAUUUGCGAAGCUGCUGAGAAAAUAGUUAAUUUUGGUUAUAUUACUGGAAGCGAUGCUUUGCUCAAAAGAAAGUCAGUGGUCCGUAUUACAACUGGAAGCCAAGCUUUCGAUGAACUCUUAGGCGGUGGAAUUGAAACUCUGGCAAUAACGGAAGCCUUUGGGGAAUUCAGGUCUGGGAAAACACAGCUUGCACAUACCCUUUGUGUUUCUACACAGCUUCCUACUCAGAUGCGGGGAGGGAACGGCAAAGUUGCUUAUAUUGAUACCGAAGGCACGUUCCGACCUGAUAGAAUCAUCCCAAUAGCUGAGAGAUUUGGCAUGGACCCAGGAGCUGUCCUUGACAAUAUUAUCUAUGCCCGUGCAUACACUUAUGAGCAUCAGUAUAACCUGCUUCUCGGUCUGGCUGCAAAAAUGUCUGAAGAACCAUUCAGACUUCUGAUAGUGGAUUCAGUGAUUGCUCUCUUCCGCGUGGAUUUCACAGGAAGAGGAGAACUUGCAGAUCGCCAGCAAAAACUAGCACAGAUGCUCUCUCGACUGAUAAAGAUAGCUGAGGAAUUCAAUGUUGCAGUGUACAUGACCAACCAAGUUAUUGCUGAUCCAGGUGGUGGAGUGUUCAUAUCAGAUCCAAAGAAACCUGCAGGAGGGCAUGUUCUGGCCCAUGCAGCCACAAUUAGGCUGAUGUUCAGGAAAGGGAAAGGUGAACAGCGUGUGUGCAAAGUCUUUGAUGCUCCAAACCUGCCCGAGGCUGAAGCAGUUUUUCAGAUAUCAUCCGGGGGCAUUGUGGAUGCAAAGGACUAAAAGCUCAGCGACUUUUCUACAAAACUAGAGGCAGCAAAAUAGCUAAAAUGUUAAAUUUUUAUGCCAUCUACUUACACGGUUGCACUUAGAUAUCAUAUCAUAGAUGUAAUAGUCUGCUAAUUUCGAACCCUAGUUACAAGGGCCUCAGCUGUACUGCUUUAUACUCCAGAUAACAUAUGGUUAAUGUUGGGCACAACCUAAUGCCAAA
Ziziphus jujuba (common jujube) is the source of this 1378-nucleotide messenger RNA. Its product is annotated as meiotic recombination protein DMC1 homolog. Gene Ontology annotation, molecular function: ATP-dependent DNA damage sensor activity; double-stranded DNA binding; ATP binding. The record is from RefSeq and is a predicted model, not a curated record. Gene Ontology annotation, cellular component: nucleus; condensed nuclear chromosome. Gene Ontology annotation, biological process: reciprocal meiotic recombination; DNA repair; DNA recombinase assembly. Lineage: Eukaryota; Viridiplantae; Streptophyta; Magnoliopsida; Rosales; Rhamnaceae. The transcript is spliced from 15 exons. The coding region runs from base 136 to 1170 and encodes 344 amino acids.